CACUUGUCACGGCACUACCGCAUCCACACAGGCGAGAAAAACUACCACUGCCUUUACCCCGGCUGCACAAGCAGGUUCUCGCGCCAAGACAAUAUGAUGCAGCACUAUCGCACGCACUUGUCUCCCAGGAGCCGUCCGCAACCGUGGACCACUCAAGGCGCCCUCAAUGGAGGCGCUUCCACACAACUUUGUCAUGCCUACCCAGCACAACAGUAUUCGCCACGCCUUCCACCCCUACGCUCCCGAGCAGUGGCCGUUUUAAUAAUUGUUCCCUAG
Messenger RNA from Linderina pennispora, 276 nucleotides. RefSeq lists its product as uncharacterized. The record is from RefSeq and is a predicted model, not a curated record. Gene Ontology annotation, molecular function: RNA polymerase II cis-regulatory region sequence-specific DNA binding; DNA-binding transcription factor activity, RNA polymerase II-specific. Lineage: Eukaryota; Fungi; Kickxellomycota; Kickxellomycetes; Kickxellales; Kickxellaceae. The transcript has a single exon. The annotation marks the transcript as partial. Gene Ontology annotation, biological process: regulation of transcription by RNA polymerase II. Gene Ontology annotation, cellular component: transcription regulator complex; PcG protein complex.